AUGGGCAAUAUUGGACGUCCAAGUACAGGGUGCGCUUUGUGUCGCAAGCGGAGAGUAAAGUGUGAUGAGGGCAAGCCUGGGUGUCGGAACUGUGCCAGGCUCAAGAAGCCUUGUCCGGGUUACCGCUCUCCAGACUAUGGCUCCAUUCGACCAACAGUCUUCGUCUCUACACCAGAAACCUCGAGACACAGUUCGACCGAAAGUCUGUUGCCAAAUUGUUAUAGUGCAAAGACUGCAUCUAUCGAGUCGGAAGAAAGCGACACCGCUCAAAGCGAUUCUGUCCUAGAAUUAUCCAAAAGACGUUCGCAAAGUCCUAUGUCCAUGGGCAAUCUCCCCCAAGACGUGACGGAACAAGCCGUCUGGUACUCGCUCUCGCAGCUGGACGUUCAUUCUCGGAUUCUCUACGGCAACGAAACCUUCUCCUUCCUCCCUGAUAUCCUCUCAAAAGUCAGUCGCCAUUCAUAUCUAUACGCCGCUAUGCGAGCCGUUGGAAUAGUGAAUCUUGCAAACCGAUCACCAACAGUUGACAUGCGAAAUAUUGUCGAUUUUGAGUAUGCCAAGGCAGUUUCAGGCGUCAAUGCAGCGUUGGCCGAUCACGAUCAGCGCCUCAAAGAUGAGACGCUGGUGGCCGUCUGGCUAUUGGGUAUCAGAGAGCUGCUUGCCAAUAUCACUGGCUCUAACCAGUGCAACUUGGGCGGAGACUCGGCACAGCAAACACAUAUCGACGGCACGUUAAUGCUUCUCCGUAUGCGUGGCGAAGGCCAAUUUACCACUCCAGAAGGUCGCCAUUUAUAUCAGCUCCUUCUCUCUUCCAUGGUAAAGGGACCCUCGUCGUGCCCAUCAUCUUACAAAACUAACCGCGACCAGCAUUGGAAACCAUUGUUUGCAAGUGAAGAACCAUCUCCAGAAUAUCUGAUGCUGGAGGCUCAAAUUCCGAAAGCCGUACCGGUCGUGCCAAAGGCUUCCUCUCGACUGCGCAAUUUCUUUCACGGCGUCUCGAAAUUACGUGCUCGAAUCAAGAACUUUGUCUCUAUUUGCCAAACCCGAUCAUUGGACCGAGACACAUUGGUUGGAUCGUACAUCAAAGCGGCCUUGAAACUUGAAGAGAAAGUAGCUAGCUGGUGUGACAUGCGUGAAUGGAUGCCUCAACCUGUUGUCGAUGAAGAAAUCCGGCCCAAUUUAGAACGUGGCCUUUGGGCCGCUGGUUCUCCUUUUCGGCUUCACUGGUUUCGUUCCUGGAACGGCUUCUUUCACUGGAACCGGUAUUUCGUUUCGAAGAUCUGCCUACAUGCUGCAUUGAUCGAUGCUUUGGCACAGCUUGACCCGUCAAGUCUGGCCGAGACACUAAGCCAUGGCAAUUUGGAUCGCAACAGCAUCGUACAGGUGCAAACUGCUGCCCUCCAAGAGACUGUUCGAGAUUUCCUGGGAACAUUGGGUUAUGCUUUCGGAGAUGUCGAUGCCCAUGGCCACAGCCAAGCGCGGCCUUCUCGGGCGGUGAGUGAAGGAGCAGAUCAAGAAGUUCGUGGAAUCAAUGUUCCAGCAACACUGCAAGUUCAGCCUCCUCUGGCGUUCUUAAUAAGGCUGGAAUAUCUUGGCUCCGGACAGCGGGAAGCUAUGUACUUGGCGUUGCAGCGUCUACGCGCUGAAUUUUGCUUGAGAUGA
This is a messenger RNA of Exophiala oligosperma, 1662 nucleotides long. RefSeq lists its product as uncharacterized. The record is from RefSeq and is a predicted model, not a curated record. Gene Ontology annotation, molecular function: zinc ion binding; DNA-binding transcription factor activity, RNA polymerase II-specific. Gene Ontology annotation, biological process: regulation of DNA-templated transcription. The transcript has 3 exons. The coding region runs from base 1 to 1662 and encodes 553 amino acids. Lineage: Eukaryota; Fungi; Ascomycota; Eurotiomycetes; Chaetothyriales; Herpotrichiellaceae.